Cyprinus carpio (common carp) is the source of this 3113-nucleotide messenger RNA. RefSeq names its product polymeric immunoglobulin receptor-like. Bases 927 to 2711 code for a protein of 594 amino acids. The transcript has 13 exons. Lineage: Eukaryota; Metazoa; Chordata; Actinopteri; Cypriniformes; Cyprinidae. The record is from RefSeq and is a predicted model, not a curated record.
GUAAGAGAAGAUCUACUAAUAGAACUUUUUCUCAGUUUAUUUAGAUUACAUCGGGGUGGCAUAGAUGUACAGUUUUGCUGGGUGUCAGCACAUGAGAGGGUUAAAGGGAACGAGAAAGCAGACAAACUGGCUUAAGAGGCGCUGCUAAAGGUAAUAAUAGUUACAAUUCCACUAGGAAAAGGCGAAGGUAAAGCAGUGGUUAAGAAGAAAGGACUUGAAAUAUGGCAGAAAUGGUGGGAGGAAGAGAAGACAGGAAAGGUAGGAGAUAUUAUAAAAUACAAAAAACUGUCAGUUUAAAGAAUUACAUGGAAAAGACCAGGAGAGAGGAAAUUGUAAUGACAAGAUUGAGAGUGGAUCACACAGGGCUGAAUGGCACAUUAUUUUUAAUGGGGAAAAGGAAUAGUGAGAACUGUGAAAACUGAGGGGUUAAAGUAAAUGUUAAACAUGUAAUAUUGUACUGUACAUCGAAUGAGGUGGAAAGACGGGUGUUUAAAGAUAAGGUUCAGGAGACAGGGCGGGAGUGGAAUCUGGUAGGGAUACUGGGAUUAGAAGGAGAGGGAGAGGAAAUAAGAAUCACCAGGAAGGCACUAUUUAAAUUUUUAAAAGACUGGAAUAGAAUCUAAAAUUGUAAAAUGACAUGAUUAUACAUACUCCAGUACAGUAUGCACCUUAACGUUGGUUGCAGUCCGCCAUUAAAUAAGAGAAGAAGAAGAAAUAUCGCCACCUAUCGUUUUUAAAAAGCUGUGUAAAACAGUUUACGUAUUUAUGUAGUUCUUGAUGGACCGCCCUUGUGUCUAGUUCCUAUAACUGAGUUAUAAAUACGCAGUGCAGAAGCCCCUGAUAUGACACAAGACAGAGGUUGAACAGUUAUACUGCUGUAUCGCAGGGAAAACCUCAUACAGGAAACAUCAGCAAAGAGAAAAGAAAUGGCCUCCUACACGAAAACAAACAUAUUCUACAUUUCAGUCGGAUUUUGGCUCAGUUUAGGUGUUGAAAGCUACGAUGAUUGGUCAAGCCAUACAUUAACUGUUCAGACUGGAGGAUCUGUCACCAUCCCAUGUUAUUAUGACAAGAAAUACACACAGCAGAAGAAAUACUGGUACUCACAGAUUGAAAAAACAUACAAAAACACCUCAGAGGAGAAUCUGUCAAUAAUUGAUCAUCCUGAUCAGAGUCUCUUUACUGUGACUAUGAGAAACCUGCAGAACAAACACACUGGAUAUUAUUAUUGUGUUGUGGAGACUGGAGAACAACCAUCGAAAAAAACAAUAUAUGAGACUUAUCUCAAGAUUCAAUCUGCUCCUGAUGUGUCUGUGGUGAACAGCAGUGUAUCUGGACAUGAAGGUGGUGAUAUCAGUGUUCAGUGUCUCUACAGUUCUGAAUAUCAGAAUAAACUCAAACAGUGGUGCAGAUAUAAAGAUCAGAGCUGUUACACAGUGGGGAGGAAUGACACAUCCCAGAAUUCAUCAGUGCAGAUCAGUGAUGAUGAUGGGAGAAGAUCCUUCACUGUGCGGAUGACUGGACUGAGACUGACUGAUUCUGGCUGGUACUGGUGCUCUGCUGGAGAUGCACUGAGUCCUGUUCAUCUCACUGUAACAGAAGCAGGUGUUGAAAGCUACGAUGAUUGGUCAAACAAUGUAUUAACUGUUCAGACUGGAGGAUCUGUCACCAUCCCAUGUUAUUAUGACAAGAAAUACACACAGCAGAAGAAAUACUGGUUCUCAGAGAUUGAUAAAUCUAAUACAUACACAAACACAACAGAGCAGAAUCUGUCAGUAAUUGAUCAUCCUGAUCAGAGUCUCUUUACUGUGACUAUGAGAAACCUGCAGAACAAACACAAUGGAAAGUAUUAUUGUGCUUUGGAGACUGGAGAACAACCAUCGACAAAAACAAUGUAUGAGACUUAUCUCAAGAUUCAGUCUGCUCCUGAUGUGUCUGUGGUGAGCAGCAGUGUAUCUGGACAUGAAGGUGGUGAUAUCAGUCUUCAGUGUUUCUACAGUUCUGGAUAUAAGAAUAAACUCAAACAGUGGUGCAGAUAUAAAGAUCAGAGCUGUUACACAGUGAGGAGGACUGACACAUCCCAGAUUUCAUCAGUGCAGAUCAGUGAUGAUGAUGGGGGAAGAUCCUUCACUGUGCGGAUGACUGGACUGAGACUGACUGAUUCUGGCUGGUACUGCUGCUCUGUAGGAGAUCUGCAGGUUCCUGUUCAACUCACGGUCACUGAACCCAAAAGAGCAUUUACAACUAUUCCAGCAGCUACACCAUCUCCAACUGAGGCAGACAUACACACAACACAACAAUCUGCCAAUAGGAAUCCUACAAGUGUGAAUAAAAUAAUAUACACUAUGACUACUGAUUCGAGACCGGAGACACACAAGCAUGAUGUGAUUCUGGUCAUGUGUCUUCCCGCAAUGCUUGUGCUGUUACUGCUGGUUACUCUUGUUGCCAUAGUAACUUGGAGGCUGAGAAAAAAGCCUGAAAGGGGUCAAAAUAAAGAAGAAGAACAUUUUAACAGUGCCGUAAUGCCCUGUAAAAACCAAAUGACAUCCAGCAGUCCAGCAGAUGUUACUUCUUCUGCCUCGGUGGAUGAUAGUUCAGUGAUUUACAGUUCUGUGAUUACCUUUCAUAAAGCAUCUUCAUCAUCAGUGAAUCGAGAAGCUGAUGUGAUCUACAGCUCUGUGAAACAAACACCCAAGGCUGUGAGUUCAUAACAAGAGGUGUUACUUAAGCUCCUUCUGAAUGAAGUUGAUCAGAAAGUGAAAGUCAAUCAUUUGAAAUGAAUAAUAAAUCUAUUUUACAGUUUCAGUUUAAACAGUGUGAAGGUUCAGUGCUUAACUAAUGCAGCUAAAAAUGUAAGUGUGUCAGUGUUUUUUAAGUGUAUGCUGGUUGGCAAUAUUGUGAAAGCAAAAUGAAUAAUUCAAACCUUAAAGUACAUAGUUAUGAAGUGCAUUUCUGAAGUACAUCUGCAUAGUACAGGUAUAUUCCAGAACGAAUUAAUGACCUAUCAACACUUUAAAAAGAGUUUUCUUUUUAUAUUCUUCAAUGUUUCUUCUCAUGCUUUCUUUUAAGUCCAGAUUAGGCCUAUAAGGUGUAGGUUUACAUACAGUAAAUGC